Piliocolobus tephrosceles (Ugandan red Colobus) is the source of this 1832-nucleotide messenger RNA. RefSeq names its product zinc finger protein 232 (gene ZNF232). Gene Ontology annotation, molecular function: DNA-binding transcription factor activity, RNA polymerase II-specific; RNA polymerase II cis-regulatory region sequence-specific DNA binding. Gene Ontology annotation, biological process: regulation of transcription by RNA polymerase II. The transcript has 4 exons. Lineage: Eukaryota; Metazoa; Chordata; Mammalia; Primates; Cercopithecidae. The record is from RefSeq and is a predicted model, not a curated record. The coding region runs from base 348 to 1742 and encodes 464 amino acids.
GAAAAUAGAACUCCUGGAGAAGUGUUACCACAGGCCAUGCACAAGGCCAGAAUUUCCCUGACAUCUGUCCGCCAGCACCGCCCUUUCAGGUGCAACUCCACAAGAGACCCGCCAAACUUGGCGAAGUCACCCGCUUACAGGGCUCACUCUCCACCUGAGCAAGGACUGCAAUUCCCAGGGGCCUCCAGGGCAUCCGGCCGCGCCAUUCCAGUCCUGCAGGCGGCGCGCUCUUUCCCGCGCCGCUCAAGUACGGGAACCGGUUCCCGGGCUCCCAGCCUUUCGGCAGGACCCACGCGCCUGGGCCAAAGUCCGCGAGCGGAAGCCGGCGGCGCAGAGGCUUCUGGGAGAUGGAGGCCGAGGCUGCGACCUGCGCAGGCGCAAACCUGCAGCUGGGGUUGAGGGCUGGAAGUGGCGCGGUUCGCGGCAGCGCCCCGAUGGAACCUCCAGGUCCUGUGAGGGGGCCCUUGCAGUAUUCCAGCUGGUAUGUGCCUUCUGCAGAGCUAGUCCAGACUAGAAUGGCUGUAUCACUAACAGCAGCUGAAACUCUAGCCCUUCAGGGUACACGGGGACAAGAGAAGAUUAUGAUGAUGGAACCAAAGGAAGAGGAACAGUCUUGUGAGUAUGAGACCAGGCUACCUGGGAACCACUCUACCAGUCAAGAGAUCUUCCGCCAACGCUUCAGGCAUCUCCGCUACCAGGAGACUCCUGGUCCCCGGGAGGCCUUGAGCCAACUACGGGUACUCUGCUGUGAGUGGCUAAGGCCAGAGAAACACACGAAGGAGCAGAUCCUGGAGUUCCUGGUGCUGGAACAAUUCUUGACCAUCCUGCCUGAGGAGCUCCAGUCCUGGGUGCGGGGACAUCACCCUAAGAGUGGAGAGGAGGCUGUGACUGUGCUGGAGGAUUUAGAGAAAGGACUUGAACCAGAGCCGCAGGUCCCAGGCCCUGCACAUGGACCUGCACAGGAAGAGCCAUGGGAGAAGAAGGAAUCUCUGGGAGCAGCCCAGGAAGCACUGAGCAUCCGGCUCCAGCCUAAGGAGACCCAGCCUUUCCCAAAGAGUGUUGUUACAGAAGAUGGCCCAGAGCCCAAGGACAAAGGAUCAUUGCCACAACCACCCAUUACUGAAGUGGAAUCACAGGUGUCCUCAGAAAAUCUUGCUACUGACACCUCUACAUUUGAAGCUACCUCCGAGGGUACCUUACAACUGCAGCAAAGAAAUCCCAAAGCGGAGACACUGAGGUGGUCCCCUGCCCAGGGGAAAAGUUUCAGGCAGACGGUUGUCACCCAUAAGGAAAUUCCCACAGGGAAGAAAGACCAUGAAUGUAGUGAAUGUGGUAAAACCUUCAUUUAUAACUCACAUCUUGUUGUCCACCAGAGAGUUCAUUCUGGAGAGAAACCCUAUAAGUGUAGUGACUGUGGGAAAACUUUCAAACAGAGCUCAAACCUCGGUCAGCAUCAGAGAAUUCAUACAGGAGAGAAACCCUUCGAAUGUAACGAAUGUGGGAAGGCCUUCAGGUGGGGUGCUCAUCUUGUUCAGCAUCAGAGGAUUCACUCAGGAGAGAAGCCCUAUGAGUGUAAUGAGUGUGGGAAGGCCUUUAGUCAAAGCUCAUAUCUCAGUCAGCAUCGGAGAGUUCACAGUGGAGAGAAACCUUUUAUAUGUAAAGAAUGUGGGAAAGCUUAUGGAUGGUGCUCAGAACUCAUUAGACAUCGGAGAGUUCAUGCCAGAAAAGAGCCUUCCCAUUGAAUUGAAGGGGAGAACGUCUCCAGACAGGAUUCUUCAUCGGUCUAAUCUACUUUAGGACUGGAUCGCAUAAAAGUUAUAAGCUCCUUAAGA